This is a messenger RNA of Rana temporaria (common frog), 8557 nucleotides long. RefSeq names its product mucin-2-like. Bases 1 to 7611 code for a protein of 2536 amino acids. The record is from RefSeq and is a predicted model, not a curated record. The transcript is spliced from 9 exons. NCBI's taxonomy places the organism in Eukaryota, Metazoa, Chordata, Amphibia, Anura, Ranidae.
AUGACUGAAGGCAUCAGCACAAUUUCUCCAUCAGGGGUUUCAACACAUUCUUCCUUUUCUCCUAGUCUGUCAGAAUCAACAAUAACAACUCUGAAAUCCUCAUCAUCAAGAGAGACGACAAAUACUCAAAGCAAUCCAUCUGAGGCACAAGCGAGUACAGAGCCACCAACAGUCACAAUGCAAAGUGCAGCUACUCAUGAGGUUAGUACUGUUGAGACAACAUCACAUUUUCAGUCAUUAUCCACACAACUACCAUUGGAAAGUGCUUCUGCCCCGGCUUCAUCUACCAAUAUGGUCUCAACCAUGCAGAAGGAAACCAGCCCUUUGUCUGCAACAAUCUCAGAACCACUUUCCACUUCCAUGUCCUCCACUCCAUUACAAACAACAAGCCCAAUUUCAGGAAUAUCACCUACCAGUGUGACCACAAAUACUGAAACAGAAGGUUCUAAAGAGCCAUCAACAGUCACCAUAAAAACGACUCCUUUUUAUGAAACCAGCUCUGUUGGAACAACAAACAUUUUAACAUCAGUUCCUCAGUCUGUCUCUACACAAAAAACAUCAGAAAGUUCUCCUACCCUCGUUUCUUCAUCCCAUGUUGUAUCAUCACCAACCAGCGGCGUGUCUACAACAGAAUCAACAUCUCCACUGACUUCCUUUUAUCCUAGUCUUCCAAAACCAAAUACUGAUAUAUUAUCUACAAUUGUUACUACUACAAUGAUUUCAGCUGAGACACAGACAACUACUACAGAACAAGUAACAAUUAGUCUUGAUACAAGUACCACCAGAAUAAUGGACCUUUCCACAUCCUCCCAACAGUCAGCUUCCUCAAUACCAUCAUCUGUGAGUGUUUCCGUCACUGAGUUACCUUCCUCUUUACGAACAACAUCGACACCUUCGUUCUCCUCCUUCCCUCCUAGACUCUCACAAUCAACUACGACUACAACAGUAACAUUUCCUACAAUGCUGACCCUAAAUACUACAAGUAAUACUUUUGAGUCACAAAGCAUAACAAGACUAUCGACAAGUGCUACAGGAACAAGACCUUCUCUGGGGACUAGUACCAUCCAAACAUCAUUCCUGUCCUCUGUUACACAGUCCACCUCUUCACCCCCGGCAUCUGAAAGUGUCUCUCACACAGGAGCAUCAUCUACAAGUAUAGAAACCAGCAGUACUCCCCCUUCUUCUACAACAUCCUCACCUCCGAUGACGGCUGUCCCCAGCAGUACUCCCCCUUCUUCUACAACAUCCUCACCUCCGAUGACGGCUGUCCCCAGCAGUACUCCCCCUUCUUCUACAACAUCCUCACCUCCGAUGACGGCUGUCCCCAGCAGUACUCCCCCUUCUUCUACAACAUCCUCACCUCCGAUGACGGCUGUCCCCAGCAGUACUCCCCCUUCUUCUACAACAUCCUCACCUCCGAUGACGGCUGUCCCCAGCAGUACUCCCCCUUCUUCUACAACAUCCUCACCUCCGAUGACGGCUGUCCCCAGCAGUACUCCCCCUUCUUCUACAACAUCCUCACCACCGAUGAAGUCUGCCCCCAGCAGUACUCCCCCUUCUUCUACAACAUCCUCACCUCCGAUGACGGCUGUCCCCAGCAGUACUCCUCCUUCUUCUACAACAUCCUCACCUCCGAUGACGACUGUCCCCAGCAGUUCAUCAGUUUCACUAAUACCAAACCCAGAAUCUUUCUCUACAAGAAGGACUACCAAUAUUCCAACUGAGACUUCCGAGAGACACACAACAGAGAUAUCCCCAUCUCACAAGAUCAGUACUGCUGAAACUACAACUCCCCCAGUCACACAGACAUCUUCUUCUCACCCAGCAUCUGAAAGUCUUUCCACCACUCUGUCACAGUCAAUGUCAAGUUCCCAACCAAUAACUACAAGAGUUACCGUGUAUACACCAACCAACAUAUCUGUGACACAUGGAACUAGCCAGCCAGAGACAGUCCCUAUUAUAAGUACUUCUACUCAGGGAGUCAGCACUGAAGAAAUUGUAAACUCUUCACCUACUCAUAGGAUAUAUACUACUAUGAAGGAAGAAGCCAGCAUGAAAUCUACAUCGGCACCAAUUACUUCCCCAUCACACAUUUCUCCUAGUCUGGCAGAAUCCACUUCUACAAGUCGGACUAGCAGUACGGAAUCUGAUACCCAAAGUACCACACAACUAACGAUGAGCACAAGAGGUGUCACACCUUCUGAACAGUCCAGUAUGGCUCCAGUAACAGUCCCACCAUCAUUCUCUCCACAAGCAUCAUCCUCUACAUAUACAGAAUCCAAAGUCCCCACUUCUGAGUUUUCUACUCUUACAUUUUCAACAACCAAGACUAUAGGAACUAGUUCUGUCCUUUCGACUUCUCUACUAACUCCUAUCUUUUCCAGUCCAUCAGUAUCAAUCAUUCCAACCUUAGGAACAUUUUCUACACAGACUUCUACUAUUAAACCAACUUAUUCUUCUGCAGCACAAAAAAUCACAGAGAUAUCAAAAGUCACGUCACUGUCUUUGGAAACCAGGACUGUAGAAACAAUAACUCCAACAGUUCCUUCACCUCCGGCAUCUGAAAGUGUCUCUCCUUCUGAGUUUCCCACAGGAGCAUCAUCUACAAGUAUAGAAACCAGCAGUACUCCCCCUUCUUCUACAACAUCCUCACCUCCGAUGACGGCUGUCCCCAGCAGUACUUCCCCUUCUUCUACAAAAUCCUCACCUCCGAUGACGACUGUCCCCAGUAGUUCAUCAGUUUCACUAAUACCAAACCCAGAAUCUUUCUCUACAAGAAGGACUACCAAUAUUCCAACUGAGACUUCCGAGAGACACACAACAGAGAUAUCCCCAUCUCACAAGAUCAGUACUGCUGAAACUACAACUCCCUCAGUCACACAGACAUCUUCUUCUCACCCAGCAUCUGAAAGUCUUUUCACCACUCUGUCACAGUCAAUGUCAAGUUCCCAACCAAUAACUACAAGAGUUACCGUGUAUACACCAACCAACAUAUCUGUGACACAUGGAACUAGCCAGCCAGAGACAGUCCCUAUUAUAAGUACUUCUACUCAGGGAGUCAGCACUGAAGAAAUUGUAAACUCGUCACCUACUCAUAGGAUAUAUACUACUAUGAAGGAAGAAGCCAGCAUGAAAUCUACAUCGGCACCAAUUACUUCCCCAUCACACAUUUCUCCUAGUCUGGCAGAAUCCACUUCUACAAGUCGGACUAGCAGUACGGAAUCUGAUACCCAAAGUACCACACAACUAACGAUGAGCACAAGAGGUGUCACACCUUCUGAACAGUCCAGUAUGGCUCCAGUAACAGUCCCACCAUCAUUCUCUCCACAAGCAUCAUCCCCUACAUAUACAGAAUCCAAAGUCCCCACUUCUGAGUUUUCUACUCUUACAUUUUCAACAACCAAGACUAUAGGAACUAGUUCUGUCCUUUCUACUUCUCUACUAACCCCUAUCUCUUCCAGUCCAUCAGUAUCAAUCAUUCCAACCUUAGAAACAUUUUCUACACAGACUUCUACUAUUAAACCAACUUAUUCUUCUGAAGCACAAAAAAUCACAGAGAUAUCAAAAGUCACUUCACCGUCUCUUGAAACUUCAGAAAAAGUAACUCCAACUGUUCCUUUACCUCCGGCAUCCGAAAGUGUUUCUGAAUCUGUGUUUUCCACACACAUAUCCUCCACCAGGAAUGUCUAUUCUACAACCACAUCAACAUCUCAUUCGAGUUCCUCAUUUCCACAUGUAUCUCAAUCAAUAUUGCCAACCACUGAAGCUUUAACAUUUACAACUCAAAGCUCUACAAAAUUCCCAACAACCACAACAAGAACAUCUUCUCUGGAGACAAUUGCUACUCAGGUGACAACUCUUUCACCCAUUACACAGCCAUCAGCUUCAUCUACAUCUCCGAUUUCCUUCUCAUCCGGUACCUCCAUGGGGCCGAUCUCAGAAGCACUUUCACCAGGAGUGACAACAUCAGAGAUACAAAGAACUACAGAGAUUUCAACUGUCACAAAGGAAACAUCUUCCCAUCAGACUAAUCCCUCAAGCCAGUCAUCACAAACACAAUAUUUAUCUUCUACGAAACCACAAUCUGAAAGUGUACCUACCUCUCCGAUUCUUACACCUAGGACCUCUCCCACUGGAAUUGAGGGGACAAAUACAAUUUCUAAAACAGCAACAUCAACAAAUAUACUGACGGGUUCCUCCGAACCAAUCAGACCAACUUCAGGAAUAUUAUCUACAAAGGGUACUACAGAGCUACCAAGUACUAGAACAACAAACCUAGUAACACAAACGCAUGAACAGUCUUCCACCCACCCCACCUCCACUCCUGUGUCUUCUACAAAGAUGACAUUGUCUACUAUAUACCCAGAUACUAGCAUUGUGUCCACAAGAAGCACACCUCCGCUCACAUCUUUUCCUCCUAGUCUAUCAGAAUCACAAACAACAGCUUCAGCUACAAGGGAGAUCACAAAUACUGAGACCAGAGGCUCUACAACAUUUAUUACUACUGAGCCGACAACAGGGCCAAGAACACCAGCUGAGACCAGCGGGUCUACAACAUUUAUUACUACUGAGCCGACAACAGUGCCAAGAACACCAGCUGAGACCAGCGGGUCUACAACAUUUAUUACUACUGAGCCAACAACAAGGCCAAGAAUACCAGCUGAGACCGGUGAGUCUACAACAUUUAUUACUACUGAGUCGACAACAGUGCCAAGAAUACCAGCUGAGACCGGUGAGUCUACAACAUUUAUUACUACUGAGCCGACAACAGGGCCAAGAACACCAGCUGAGACCAGCGGGUCUACAACAUUUAUUACUACUGAGCCGACAACAGUGCCAAGAACACCAGCUGAGACCAGCGGGUCUACAACAUUUAUUACUACUGAGCCAACAACAAGGCCAAGAAUACCAGCUGAGACCGGUGAGUCUACAACAUUUAUUACUACUGAGUCGACAACAGUGCCAAGAAUACCAGCUGAGACCGGUGAGUCUACAACAUUUAUUACUACUGAGCCGACAACAGGGCCAAGAACACCAGCUGAGACCAGCGGGUCUACAACAUUUAUUACUACUGAGCCAACAACAGGGCCAAGAACACCAGCUGAGACCAGCGGCUCUACAACAUUUAUUACUACUGAGCCAGCAACAGUGCCAACAACACCAGCUGAGACCAGUUCCAUAAUAACUACACAACAACCAAAAUCGACAUCAAUGUCUGAACAUGUUUCAACCCCUGAGUUCACUACCGGAGGUCCAACAUCUACACUGACUUCCUUCCCUACUAGAGUGUCAGAAUCUAGAAUGACGUCUUCUGAAUCGGUAUCUGCUAGAGUUACCGUCACUACACCAAAUCCAUCUGAGCCACAGAGUACAGCGCAGCCACAAACAGGAUCCACACAGCCAACUUCAGAGGUAGAAACUACAAAGCAGCUCAUCAGUUCUUCAGCCAACACAUAUGAGACACCGGGAACUACCGGGACAGCAAAAGUCACAAUGCAGAGCACACUGGGUCAAACAACGUUGUCUGCCCAUGGUGUUACUACAAGCCUAUCAAAUGCAGCUCAGCAAUCUACUACCACCCAGCCAUUGUCUACCACCCAGCCAGUGUCUACCACCCAGCCAUUGUCUACCACCCAGCCAUUGUCUACCACCCAGCCAUUGUCUACCACCCAGCCAUUGUCUACACACAUUUCACCUAACAUAACUAAAGAAACCGGCAUCAUUUCUACAACUGAAUUACAUUUCUCACUUACAAGUGUAUCUUCUACAAGACUGGCCACAAAUACUGCAAAUACUCCUGAGACAGAAAGAACGUCGGCAUUGUCCACAGUCUCAGAGAUGACAACACCCUUCCAGGAAGUCACAUCGACACCAUUAAGAAACUUCUCAACAACUACAAAGCAACCAACAUCUUUGCUUCCAGGUUCUCAAAGUCCUUCUACCUCAGGAGUUUCUACCCAUGCAACAUCAUUGAUCACAAAUGAGGAAACCGUAUUGUCUUCAAGACCAUCUACAUCUGGGGUGACCUCCCCCUCCUCCAAUGCACCACUGUCAACAAAACUAACUUCAGGGACAGUUUCCACCAUGAAGACUACUAAUACAAGUCUUCCUACUUCUCAAGCACAAGGCACUACCAAAGGGUCAAUUGCCACGUUACAAACUUCUGCGCUUUUCCAAACAAAUACCAUUCCAAGGACAAGCUCAGGCGUCACAAGGCAAUCUUCUGGGACCCCUCAGUUGGAAAUGUCCAGUCCUACAACAUCAGCAACAAGCCAGACUUCGUUAUCAAGGCCUACAUCAACAUCGGGUACUAAUUCCACCUCAACGCAGACUUCCAGAACCCCAAAUCCACAGAAUCCCCCUACAUCUCCAGCAACUAGCCCAACGACUACAACCACCACCCCUUCAACCACAAGGACUACACCAUCUACAUCCACAAUGACUACAAUCACAACAAAUACAACCACUCUGAAGACGUCUGCACAUGUUAUGGGUUCUACAGCUGCACCGUGUAUAAGUAAUGAAAGUCAGCAAUGUUCUUAUGUCAAUGGCGUAUGUUCCUGCACUUGUAACAAAGAUUACAUAGGCAACAAAUGUGAAUACGGAAAGAAUCAGACUGCCGCCAAUAUCGAUAAACAACGUGCACCAUCCAGAGACGUCUAUGUAGUGAUCUCCUUACAAACACCAUUCCAAAAAGAAUUAUCAGACCCGUCGUCCCAAGAUUACAUGAACCUUGAACAGAAAUUGCUGAGUGUUCUCACCGGGAUUUUCCGGAGAGUCGCUCCCAAUUUUUUUGUGAAGGCGAUCAUCUUCGGUUUCAGUGAAGGAAGUGUGGUUGUGAAUAGCAGUGCAGUGUAUUUGUACCCCAAUAACCAGACCGGAAUUAACUUCAUCAACAACGGCCUGGAGGGAGCUCUGAACUCCUCGCUGGUCAGCUCAUUGGCAGACAUCAGCCAAUCGGUGAACGCCAGCGCAUCUUUGCGCAAUGUGGCCGCUACUACAACAACUAUAACACAGGUGGACCAGCUGAAGGAAUAUGUGAAUUGUAGUUUGGACUACUCCGGGUACACAGUCACAUGUGACAACCAGACCUGCUUCUGUACCGGGCCGUGCUUCAAUGACCCCGCCUACUGCAAUCACCACGGCGAAUGUUUCAAUGCGCUCAAUGGCUCCAUAUGUCAGUGCUACAAUGAUAAGUUCUAUCAGUACAGCGGCCCGCAGUGCGAAUUCUACGAUCGCAGCGCCGGAUUCUAUGGACUGAUCUUCGGCAUUAUCGGUGGAGUGAUCCUUCUUCUCAUCGUUCUGAUCUUCACAGUCAUUUUCCUCAGGAGGAGGAGGAUGUUUGUUUGGAAGACGGAGAGAUGUGACUCCAAGACGUGGUUCACGUAUGAUGAAGAACGAACCAACUUCCAGCACACCGAUAUGGACGCCUUGGCUAGAGCCAGCAUGGCGGCGUUUUCACCCAAAACCGGAAAAUAUUCCUUGGAGGAGAACCCCUAUGUGACCAUGCCUUCAGGAACGUAUCUGCCCAAACUUGAUCAAGUGGACACCACCCUACCGUUCAAGAUUAAAAGGCCGGAGGUGAUGAUGCCCCCCACAGGAGAGAGGUGAUCGGAAUUCGUCCUACGAAUGUCACCGCGCCACGUGGGUCUCCGCAGCAAAGUCACAUUGUACCUCACUUCUACGAAUGUCACCUUAAAGGGGAAGGGGUUCUCCUUCGAGUCUCAGGACCGUCUCUGAACUGGAGAUAUUCUGCUCUACACUGCGCACUUCCUGUUUAGAGUAUCACUGCCCUCAGCCAAUCCCAACGCCUCCUGACCUCCCCCUGUCCGGGUGUAAAACGCACUUAUCAGAACCAUGGAUAUCUGCCGGGGUCGCCAUAUUUCCUUAUCCCGGUAUACACGCCGGACUCCAAGCUUCAUACAGUGAUUGCACUUUACUGCUCCUCUCCAUCCAUAGCAUGGGGGGCGGCGGGGCCUAUUCUGUAGGUGGUUCACUUCCAGAAAUCAUUCAGAAACAUACAGGCAGCCUCUAAAGGAAGAAACUACAAGUCAGAAAAAGGAAAUACAAAGAAAAGAAAACUCCCUCAUUAAUCUCCAGCACUUUCUAUAUCGGGAGUUUUAUUGAAGCCAUAAAAAUAAACGAAGCACUUCCCCCGACGAAUGUCUUCAUUAUAUAUUUACAUUUAAAGCACUAAUUUGCACUUUUUUUACUCCUAAUUGUUUUAUUGAAAUGUAUUUUUCAUAGGAAUAGAUGAUACUUUUAUAUGUGAUACAUUGUUAUAAAUUGUGAUACAUUGUGAUAAUGAACAAAGCGCGUUCACCAUGCACUCUGUUCUGCGAUCGAAGGUGAACAUUCGCACUUCUAUAUAUUUAAUAUUGUGUAACAAACAUGAGGCGUGGUUCCCGGGAGAACUGCGCGGAGUUUGUGUCGUAGGAUUGCGCUAUAUAUAUUCUAUAUACUGUAUAUUGGUAUAAUGUGGAUCGAGGUUUACACUGGAUAAGAAUGCUUGAAUGAAAAUUAUUUAUAUGACUGAAAUAAAUACAAAUACCUCAUA